Closterium sp. Naga37s-1 is the source of this 2649-nucleotide messenger RNA. NCBI's taxonomy places the organism in Eukaryota, Viridiplantae, Streptophyta, Zygnematophyceae, Desmidiales, Closteriaceae. The record is from the annotation of a GenBank genome assembly.
AUGAUGAAGACGGACGUUCCCGGGGCGGCCGCAGCUGCCGCGCUGCUCCUUGUCGCGCUUCUCAUUGGCAUGACUUCCGAUCGCAAUUCACCCUGGCGGAAUUGGAGUGUUGCUGGGAGCACCUGCCUCUGCCAGCAAGGUGGUGCUGAGCGCCACAAGCGAGGCCGUGAGCGCGAGCGAGGCCGUGAGCGCGAGCGAGGCCCUGAGCACGAGCGAGGCCGUGAGCGCGAGCGAGGCCGUGAGCGCGAGCGAGGCCGUGAGCGCGAGCGAGGCCGUGAGCGCGAGCGAGGCCGUGAGCGCGAGCGAGGCCGUGAGCGCGAGCGAGGCCGUGAGCGCGAGCGAGGCCGUGAGCGCGAGCGAGGCCGUGAGCGCGAGCGAAAGCGUGAGCGCGAGCGAGGCCGUGAGCGCGAGCGAGGCCCGAGUAACGGAAUCGGAGCAUCGCUGGGAGCACCUGCCUCUGCCGGCAAGGAGGUGAUGAGCGCGGAGAGUGACGUGAACGAGGCGGUGAGCGUGGAGAACGAGUUGGUGAAAGCGGACCUCUUCGUCGGCACAGGCGUGCUCGUCGGCUCGCUCGCUCAGCCCGACCUCAUCACCUUCAAUCAGGGUAUCUGCAGCAGCAUAACCAUGCCCGGAACCGGGGAGGGGGAAGGCGGCGGCGGCAGCGGCGGCGGCAACGUGGACGCGCUUGCGUUGUGGUACUCGCCUACAGAUCCUGCAAACCGCCCUUCGUGCAACGCGCUGCAUCUGUUCACGAUGGAAUUCUGCGAGGGCAAAGCGGCAGGGAAACUCUUCAACAAUGGUGGUGGCAUGAUGAGGCACUUCAAGAUGCUCUCAUCAGUGAAGUCCGUCCGCUGCGUUAUCUGCAUGCCCUGCUGCUGCCAUGCAAUGGCUUUUCUGCUGCAAUUGAAACACUUUUCCACCCAUGCCUCUCCCCCCAUGCCUCUCCCCCCAUUCCUCUCCCCCCAUGCCUCUCCCCCCAUGCCUUUCCCCCCAUGCCUCUCCCCCCAUGCCUCUCCCCCCAUGCCUCUCCCCCCAUGCCUCUCCCCCCAUUCCUCCCCCCCCAUGCCUCUCCCCCCAUGCCUCUCCCCCCAUGCCUCUCCCCCCAUGCCUCUCCCCCCAUGCCUCUCCCCCCAUGCCUCUCCCCCCAUGCCUCUCCCCCCAUGCCUCUCCCCCCAUGCCUCUCCCCCCAUGCCUCUCCCCCCAUGCCUCUUCCCCCAUGCCUCUCCCCCCAUGCCCCUCCCCCGAUGCCCCACCCCCCAUACCUCUCCCCUCAUGAAUCUCCCCCCAUGCAUCUCCGCUGUGCAUCCCCCUGUUCUUCUCCCCCCAUGCCUGCACCAUGCCUUUCCCCCAUGCCUCUUCCCCCAUGCCUCUACCCCCCCGCAUCCACCCCUGUGCAUUUCCCCCCUUGCCUCUCCCCCCGUUCCUCUCCCCAUCCAUCCCUCUCGCCUCAUCCCUCUCCCCAUCCAUCCCUCUAGCCUCAUCCCUCUCCCCAUCCAUCCCUCUCCCCCCAUCCCUCUCCCCAUCCAUCCCUCUCCCCCCAUGCCUCUCCCCCCAUGCCUCUCCUCCCAUGCCUCUCCCCCCAUGCCUCUCCCCCCAUGCCUCUUCCCCCAUGCCUCUCCCCCCAUGCCCCUCCCCCGAUGCCCCACCCCCCAUACCUCUCCCCUCAUGAAUCUCCCCCCAUGCAUCUCCGCUGUGCAUCCCCCUGUUCUUCUCCCCCCAUGCCUGCACCAUGCCUUUCCCCCAUGCCUCUUCCCCCAUGCCUCUACCCCCCCGCAUCCACCCCUGUGCAUUUCCCCCCUUGCCUCUCCCCCCGUUCCUCUCCCCAUCCAUCCCUCUCGCCUCAUCCCUCUCCCCAUCCAUCCCUCUAGCCUCAUCCCUCUCCCCAUCCAUCCCUCUCCCCCCAUCCCUCUCCCCAUCCAUCCCUCUCCCCCCAUGCCUCUCCCCCCAUGCCUCUCCCCCCAUGCCUCUCCCCCCAUGCCUCUCCCCCCAUGCCUCUCCCCCCAUGCCUCUCCCCCCAUGCCUCUCCCCCCAUGCCUCUUCCCCCAUGCCUCUCCCCCCAUGCCCCUCCCCCGAUGCCCCACCCCCCAUGCCUCUCCCCUCAUGAAUCUCCCCCCAUGCAUCUCCGCUGUGCCCCCCCCUGUUCUUCUCCCCCCAUGCCUGCACCAUGCCUUUCCCCCAUGCCUCUUCCCCCAUGCCUCUACCCCCCCGCAUCCACCCCUGUGCAUAUCCCCCCUUGCCUCUCCCCCCGUUCCUCUCCCCAUCCAUCCCUCUCGCCUCAUCCCUCUCCCCAUCCAUCCCUCUAGCCUCAUCCCUCUCCCCAUCCAUCCCUCUCCCCAUCCAUCCCUCUCCCCCCAUGCCUCUCCCCCCAUGCCUCUCUCCCCAUGCCUCUCCCCCCAUCCCUCUCGGUGUGAACCAGACAACAUCUGCCAGCGGGCCACGUGCCAGGCACACUCCAAUCAUUGGUUCUCGCCUUGUCUACUGCGGAGUCCCUCCACUGCCACUGCUAUGUUGGGAACCCUUGAGAAGCCUCUCUUUCCUCUCCCCCUCCUCUCGACCCUCUCAUGUCUCCCCUCUCCCUCCUGUCUAUCUUCUGCCUCUAUCCAUCUGCAUGCCUCAUCUAUCUUGUUGUCUGCUGCAGCCCUUUCCUGA